This is a messenger RNA of Vicia faba (fava bean), 1167 nucleotides long. The record is from the annotation of a GenBank genome assembly. Lineage: Eukaryota; Viridiplantae; Streptophyta; Magnoliopsida; Fabales; Fabaceae.
AUGGAUAUAACACUGUCUGAUUCAAAUGUUGAGGUUAGCAAUCAUAUACCCGAUGAUAUUGUCUUCUCUAUUCUCUCCAAACUUUCUCUCAAAUCUUUCAAGCGAUUUGAAUGUGUUUGCAAAUCAUGGUCUCUUUUAUUUGAUAACCCUAUUUUCAUGACUAUGUUUCGCAACUAUUUUAUAUCUAAGAAUCAUUCUUAUUAUGAUGGUAUAUCUCUUCUCCUACAUCUGAAAGGCGAAAAUGCAUUGUACUCUCUUUCUGGUGAGAGAUUUGAGAAUAUAGUUAAAUUAGAUUGGCCAAAGCUUUCUCUGACAGAUUGGGGAGAUUGGGGAAACAGGUAUUCUUUUCACAUUUUGGGUCCAAUUAGUUUUGAUGGCACUCUUUUUCUCCAAUAUUAUAACAAUGAUGGUGAUCGAAAAUUUAUCUUAUGGAAACCGAGUACCACAGAAUUCAGGAUCAUUUCCGCUGAAUCUAAUUGUUUUCCUAAUGUUUGGUCCAAUCAAUAUCAAGUUGGUUAUGAUCAUGUUAAAGAUGACUAUAAGAUGAUUAGGCGCACUCAUUCUCCUCACAGAAAUAACCACCAGAUUUCCCCCUUCUGGGAGAUGUAUAGCCUGAACAAAAACUCUUGGAGGAAAAUUCAUGACAAUUUUCCUCACUCAUAUAUAUGUGGUGAAGAAGUGUACGUGAAUGGAGUGUCUCAUUGGUGGGAAAAAACGAAGAAACGUAUACAUCUGGUGUCAUUUGACUUCAGCAAAGAAUCUUUCAUUACAACAGCUUUGCCCUCUUACGCAGAUGAUGUUUUUGAUUUUAAAUCGACUAGGACGAGAAUAUUGACAAUAUUGAAUGGAUCUGUUGCUUUUAUGGUAAAUUAUGAAGAGACUAAUACAUUUCAUAUUUCAAUUUUGGGUGAGCUUGGUGUAAAGGAAUCAUGGACUAAACUCUUUAUUGUUGGGCCUUUACCCUGCCUUCAAUUGCCAAUUGGAAUUGGGAAGAAAGGAAAUAUAUUGAUCAGAAAGAAAGACAACGAAUUAGCUUGGUUUGAUAUAAGUAGAGGGACUAUUGAUGAGAUUGGUGUUGCAGCAAAAUCGCAUGGCAAGAUAUUAUUCUAUAAAGAAAACUUUCUUCCAAAUGGUGGAAUAUAUAGUAAAUUUUCUUUCAGAUUUUAA